Phialemonium atrogriseum is the source of this 3143-nucleotide messenger RNA. Its product is annotated as P-loop containing nucleoside triphosphate hydrolase protein. Gene Ontology annotation, molecular function: translation elongation factor activity; GTP binding; GTPase activity. Bases 125 to 2764 code for a protein of 879 amino acids. Gene Ontology annotation, biological process: translational elongation. Lineage: Eukaryota; Fungi; Ascomycota; Sordariomycetes; Cephalothecales; Cephalothecaceae. The record is from RefSeq and is a predicted model, not a curated record. The transcript has 2 exons.
UUCAGCCCUAAAUCAACGGCUUAGUUCCCCCUUUUUUUACUCCAAGGGCACUACGAGUGGGACAUAUAUAUCGUGAAGUUGAUUGUCUUUCUCGGGAGAGUAGUCAGCGAUCCCUGUACAAAGCAUGUCAGUUUUUACGUUUGACCCCGAUCCGCCUCGGGUUUCAUCUCCAUGGCUGCGAACGCCAGAUCCCGGCAAGAAGCCGGCCCCCGAGCAGUCCCGCCCAUCCCUAAAGUCCGGGUUGUUAUCUGAGUACGGUGUCACCAAGCUGGAAGCCGAACCCCAACAUGGACCGACGGAGUAUAAGCUCCAUCUACUUCUCAGGCCAAGGAGAACCUACCAGUCUAUGAGCACGACGACACGAGUCCCUGGUUCUACGCAGUCUAGGCCAUCCCCGUCAGAACCUAAGUCGGCCAAGUUUGCUCUGCCUUCCUUGAGUCCUUCUAGCCAGACAAGACAAGCACGCCUUGAGCAUUUGACCACCCAACUGCUGUGGAGGCUUCAGCAGUCUUGUCCCUACCAUGCUGCUUCCACCGCUACCGAACUUGUCAUUCCUCAGCUGCCCGAUGAGAGCGUCGGACCGAACGGCGCUGUCAAGAUUGGCAAGCUGCUGCCUGGCUUGGAGGCAUCGAGGGGUGCCCUCUACGAGCUUGGUGUGGCCGACGAUGGAACUCUUGUUGGCCUUACUCAAGACGAGAUGGACGAAAGUCUUGCGACUCUCCAAACCAUGGCUGCCAGUCUUGGGUGCCGGGUUGGAGUCUUACGCAUGGUUAUUGUCGGGCACUGCGAAUGGGUUGACGUUCCUGACGAGUGUGAUCAGCGAGGUCCCAACUCUCCAGCCUCUGCCACAGAGGCCCAUCAUGGGAGGCUAUGGGUCGCUGAGGCCCUCGUGACACCCGAGCUGGUCUCCAGAGACCCCGCCUGUGAAUUUAAUUCCCCAGACCCUCGCCCCGGAUCAUGGCCAGCCGAAACACCGGUCCCUACCAAGGGGCCCUUGACAACACAGCAACUGCGGGUCACCUUGACCGGGCCGACAACAUCGGGGAAAUCAACGCUCCUUGGGACGUUAUCGACCGGGACCUUGGACAAUGGCUUUGGGAAGAGCAGGCUUAGUCUUCUGAAGCAUCGCCACGAAGUCGCAACAGGAGUCACAUCGUCGGUUGCACAAGAGCUCAUUGGGUACAAUCACAACAGCAUCUUCAACUAUACUCAUGGCGGAAUCGAGUCGUGGAUUGACAUUCACGACUUCACAAAGGAUGGCCGCCUGGUCUUUUUACUGGACUCUGCUGGCCACCCACGAUACCGCCGGACCAUUCUCCGCGGUAUCGUCAGUUGGGCCCCAGACUGGACUCUGCUGUGCAUAGCCGCAGAUGAUAUGGAGACCGGGAAUGAGAGCUCUACGUCUUCCGGAGAGGAUGUCUCGGGUGUUGGCAUUGCUGGCGCCGGAGUCGACUUGGCAAAGGCACAUCUUGAUCUCUGCCUAGAUCUCGAGCUGCCUCUAGCAAUCGUGAUAACCAAGCUCGACUUGGCGAAAAGAACCACUCUUCAACGCAUCCUGGGAAAGGUUCUAUCAAGCAUCAAAGCGGCGGGCCGUAGCCCCAAGAUAUUGCAGCCCGAUCAGUCCAACAACCACCACUUGACCGAGGUUCCGGGGAAGGACAUUGACUCGGUCGGAGCUGUCAUCGAUGCUAUAAACCAGGCGGGGAAUCUUCAGUCGAUCGUCCCGAUAGUCCUGACGAGUGCUGUGAAGGGAAGCGGUAUAGGCCUUGUACACGCUCUGCUUCAGAGCCUGCCGCUGCCCCCUGCACCAACGCCUCGUGAUUAUAUUGGCCCUGCUCUGAACCCCGAGCAACCCGCGUGCUUGUUUCAUAUUGACGACCUCUUCAGUCUCCCUGCAUUCUAUGCUUCAUUGAACCCACGCCCCGAUGAGCAAACAGAUCUGGGCAGCAUCGUUGCUGGUUAUCUGCGCUUCGGAAGUUUGUCAGUAGGCGAUAAGGUCGUCAUCGGCCCAUUCCCCUCAGACGAAGAUGAUGCACGAGGGUUGACACCCGAUGACCGGCGGCCGUCUCUCGGGAAUCUUGGCCUCUCUAUGUCCCACCCAUCGUCAGCUGAGCUUACUCGCAUUGCCAUGAAGAACGCCGUGUCCGCAUCUACAAUCAAGGGUGAAUGGCACUCGGCAAAUAUCGUCAGUAUUCACAACCUUCGCCUUCCAGUCCAAACUCUCGAGGCAGGGCAAGUCGGAUCAAUUGGGAUAGUCUUGGAUUGCCCCGAGGAAGAAUCAUCAUCAGACAGCUUCUUCGAAUCCCCUACCCCAGCCAUCCCAAAGCUGCGAAAGGGAAUGGUUCUUGCGAUCCCAAGCAAACACAUGAUCGAUACAGGACUCUCUCUCCAAGCGGCCAGCGGCCUAACAACGGCCUUUCCCUCCCUCGAUACUACUUCAUUUACAGUCGGAGGCCUGGUCAAUAUCUACGUUGCCAGCGUUCGUGCAGCGGCCCGUGUGAUAGCUGUCACGCAAAACAAGCCCUCGGCCGAUCCAAACGGCACCGGCACGGGAGAGCCUGACGAGAUCUUCAACUUCAACGAACAAGCAGAUAUCGACGAGGUGCAGCCUAAGGCGGCGGGUGGCGUCGAAGUCCAGUUGGAAUUGCUGACAAACAGGGAGUGGAUCGAGCUUGGCUCACGCAUCUUGAUACUCGAAGGCGGGCAGAAAGAUAAAUCGGGGCUCGAGGCUUUCGUGGGCAAGGUUGUGGAAAUUGUGGACUAGUGAGCCGUUGGACAUGCCAUUGACUGGCAUCUCAAAAGAAAGCAUCGAGGACCUAUCCUGUCGGGGGGUGGCUAGUAGCUCGCUGUCUAGCUGGCUGCCCAACCCAUCAUCUCGGGGUCGCAGACCGAUUCACGUGCCAAGAAGGAGGAAGUUGGAGCGCAGAAGGGCCUCGAUAUAUAAUGGUGCUAGCGACGGGGAUAACCGGGCCUCACAUACAAGUAAUAAGAGCUAAAGGGCUCCCCAGCGUUUUGUCGGAUCAGCGGCUAAGUUUUGUUAUUUUUGAAUAACUACAAGCAUAUUCAGAAUGCGCCACUCGUUCCUUGCAUCUUCUUGCAACUAGAUACUGUGUUCUAGUGUCGUGACGCUGCUAUCCUCGGGA